Molecule: messenger RNA, 421 nt
Organism: Aspergillus fijiensis CBS 313.89
Lineage: Eukaryota; Fungi; Ascomycota; Eurotiomycetes; Eurotiales; Aspergillaceae
Exons: 1
Coding region: 110-370 (86 amino acids)
Source: RefSeq, a predicted model, not a curated record
CAAUCUUCGCGCAUCGCCAUAUCUCGGCCGAGCAUGAGCGAGCCAACAACCAACCAUUUCUGAAGCCGGGUUCCACACUCGGUCGCCAACACUUACAACUAUUUAAUGAAUGACCUUGAUGAUAAUGGUCUUCUUUGCUUUUCAACCAGCUUAUGCAUGUGGCCUUGCCGCUUUGCAGAGGUGGUACCGAGCUAAUUCAGAGAUAUCUUCGCUUGGGGAAAGGCUUUCUACCCUUUUUCUUCUUCCUGGAAUCAGCCGAGCAAAGACCAUGACUUGGCUAUUUCAGCUUGUAUUCUACAUGCUUUACUUUGCUUCGUCACGUCGCCUUUGUUCCGCUGGCUGCGGAGUCCCGACAUAUGCCUUUUUUUGAAUCGUCUAUAAACGGGAGGUCAACAUAAAUGUAAUCAUGGCUAUGUGUUUU